CUUCCUCGUCCUCAGUCUUCCCCUCCAAUCCCCAACCCCAAGAAUUCCUCUUCACACUCCAUCUCGCCGCAUUCGGAGCUCGGAUCCAACCGCUGCUGCACAUCCCACCCGAUCCCGCCCACUCGAUUCGUCGCCACCCCGCAAAGAGAGGUCUAUACCCCUUCCUUGAUCCGGCGGCCGGCGCCAUGACGAGCGGCCGCGAGCAGCCGCAGGUGGAGGCCGAGCCCGAGGCGGUGGAGCUCGUGCUGUUCCAGGUCGCCGAGUGUUACGUCUACCUGAUACCUCCUAGGAUGACGGCUGCCUCUUACAGGGCUGAUGAGUGGAAUGUCAACAAGUGGGCUUGGGAAGGGGCGCUUAAGGUUGCCAGCAAGGGAGAAGAAUGUGUCAUCAAAUUGGAAGACAAGAGCACUGGGGAGCUGUAUGCUAGGGCAUUUCUCAGAGAAGGCGAACAACAUCCAGUCGAAGCUGUAAUUGAUAGCAGCAGAUAUUUUGUACUUCGCGUUGAAGAAAAUAUAGAUGGGCGUCAGCGUCAUGCUUUUAUAGGUUUAGGCUUCCGGGAAAGAACUGAAGCAUAUGACUUCCAAGCUGCUUUACAUGACCAUAUGAAAUAUCUAAACAAGAAGAAGACCGCCGAAGAGAUGGUGCAGCAUUACGAGAAUACAUCAUCAGUGGACUAUAGCCUCAAAGAAGGGGAAACUUUGGUUCUUCAACUAAAAAAAAAAGAGACUGGCACCAAUACAAAAUCUGCAUUUUUCGAGCAAGGCCUUAACAAGCUCUCAUUCAAUGAAAAAACAAACACCAAGGAGGGCACAGUCUCCCUCAAACUCCCGCCGCCUCCCCCAUCACCCGUUUCUCCAACCGAUUCUGGAGUCUCCUUGUCCCCUUUCAAAGCAGAAUUUCCUUCCCAGGAACAACCAGCCGCGGAUGAUUCCGGAGAAGCAGCUCCUUUCAAAGCAGAAUUUCCUUCCCAAGAACAAGCACCCGCAGAUGCUCCCCCUUCAAAAGCAGAACAUGCUCCUCACGAGCAACCGGCUGCAGUAGAGAAGACCAAACAAGGAAGCGCUGAAGAUGACUUCGACUUUGGGGACUUCCAGGCUGCUGCUUGAAUCAUGUAUCUUGUACAUACGGGAUGUUUAUUACUUGGAUCACUCCUUUCCUUUCUUCUCCAUCGGUUGUGACUUGCUUCAGGCACCUGAGCUUCUGUACAGAGAGCUAUCGUGUUAUAAGCAGUAUAAAUACAUAUAAGAUGUAGCAAUACAUGGAUACAAACUGUUAUGUCCUUAGUCAA
Messenger RNA from Lolium rigidum, 1288 nucleotides. RefSeq lists its product as uncharacterized. Gene Ontology annotation, biological process: endocytosis. Bases 186 to 1106 code for a protein of 306 amino acids. Gene Ontology annotation, cellular component: membrane; clathrin vesicle coat. The transcript is spliced from 8 exons. The record is from RefSeq and is a predicted model, not a curated record. NCBI's taxonomy places the organism in Eukaryota, Viridiplantae, Streptophyta, Magnoliopsida, Poales, Poaceae.